Leptosomus discolor (cuckoo roller) is the source of this 264-nucleotide messenger RNA. The record is from RefSeq and is a predicted model, not a curated record. Lineage: Eukaryota; Metazoa; Chordata; Aves; Leptosomiformes; Leptosomidae.
GAAGGCGUGAAAACGGAGAACGAUCACAUCAACCUGAAAGUGGCGGGGCAGGACGGCUCUGUGGUGCAGUUCAAAAUCAAGCGGCACACCCCGCUGAGCAAGCUGAUGAAGGCCUACUGCGAGCGGCAGGGCUUGUCGAUGAGGCAGAUUAGGUUCAGAUUUGAUGGACAACCGAUCAGUGAAACGGACACACCUGCACAGCUGGAGAUGGAAGAUGAAGAUACUAUCGAUGUGUUCCAACAGCAGACGGGUGGGGUGUGCUAA